This is a messenger RNA of Hymenoscyphus albidus, 828 nucleotides long. The record is from the annotation of a GenBank genome assembly. Lineage: Eukaryota; Fungi; Ascomycota; Leotiomycetes; Helotiales; Helotiaceae.
AUGAAGCUGCGCAGUGGAAAAGAGACGGCCGCAAGGCCCUGUAUACUCUACAAGCUUGCCCCAGAGACGCUGAAGAACAUCUACAGAUACUACCUCCAACUGGAUGAACGCGUGGACGUGCUUACUGUGCGUGACACCAGUCUGAUUGCAGCUCUACGACCUUGUGAGGACCUGUAUCAUGGAAUUCUGGCCUACAGCUAUGAAAAGCACCUCAUGAAACUUCGCCCUCAUCUAGAAAGCCACAGACGACAAUUUCUUGCGAUGAAACCUGAUGUGUUUGCUCUGGUAAAGAAUCUUCAUAUUGACCUAGGGUAAGCUAUUCCAUCCUUCGAAACUUACAGGAAUACCUGCCUCACUAAUAUCCACCCAGCACCGCUCAAUCAGUACAAGAAAUCAUGAUUGCAGAUCCCCUCUUCUUUACAAACGCCCUUGCGAAACUCCUCCAGCAUGGUCAUCUUCAAGCCCUUGGAAUUGCACUUGAGUUUCAGCACACACAAUUCCUUUAUCCUCCCGCUCCUCAACCACUUCCUGGAUCCCAAAUACCAAGGUCUGCGAGAACUCUUCAUCGAUAUGCCCAAUAGAGAUACGGAUUCAACUAUUGUGUACCAUGGGGGCUACACGAAUAACGAGGUGGUUCUCAUGAGGGGGGCUGCCAACAGUAUUAGCGAUAUGGUCAGGAAUGUGCGAUACGAUGAACCGGGACUGUGGUGGUUUCGAGUCCAUCAGCAGCUUUUUGAGGGAGCAACUCCGCGCCGUAUCCAUUGGGUACUUUACGAGAAGGGUCGUCCGGCUCAGGGUGCGAAGAAGCCGGUACGAAGAUGGGAGUAG